This is a messenger RNA of Triplophysa rosa, 818 nucleotides long. RefSeq names its product N-alpha-acetyltransferase 15, NatA auxiliary subunit-like. The transcript is spliced from 4 exons. Lineage: Eukaryota; Metazoa; Chordata; Actinopteri; Cypriniformes; Nemacheilidae. The annotation marks the transcript as partial. The record is from RefSeq and is a predicted model, not a curated record. Gene Ontology annotation, cellular component: cytoplasm; NatA complex. Gene Ontology annotation, biological process: N-terminal peptidyl-methionine acetylation. Gene Ontology annotation, molecular function: protein-N-terminal amino-acid acetyltransferase activity; protein binding.
GAGACCCGGUAUCAGCUGCUACAGUUGCGACCGGCCCAGCGAGCAUCAUGGAUUGGUUACGCCAUCGCGUAUCACCUCUUGGGGGACUAUGAGAUGGCGGCUAAAAUCAUCGAAGAGUUUAGAAAAACACAGCAGACAUCACCUGAUAAAGUGGAUUAUGAGUACAGCGAGCUGCUGCUUUAUCAGAAUCAGGUGUUGAGGGAGGCCGGGCUCAUGAGAGAAGCUCUGGAGCAUCUCACCACCUACGAGAAACAAAUCUGUGAUAAACUGGCCGUGGAGGAGACCAAAGGAGAGCUGCUGUUGAGUCUGGAACGGUAUGAGGAGGCAGCGGAUGUGUACAGACGACUGCAGGAGAGAAAUCCAGAGAACUGGUCUUAUUACCAUGGCCUGGAGAAAGCCUUCAAGCCCGCAAGCGUAGAUGAGAAGCUGAAGAUUUAUGAGGAUGCGUGGGAGAAAUACCCAAAAGGCCUCGUACCUCGCAGAUUACCACUUAGCUUCCUGUCUGGUAAGGAACGUUUCCUCUUAAACCGAAAGUAUGUUUUGGAUUUUAAACGCAUGUUAGCGUAUACACACAAUGUGAGUGAGACGGAUUUAAUUAGCAGUGUAUGUGAGUGAUGUAUGGGUUCGCUCUAAUUUUUUUAACUGCACACCCUCUGUCUGCAUAAACUGCUGGUGUCAAGCAAUCGUUGUGCACAUGUUGACCACCUGCGUUCAUUAGGGAUGUAACGAUUCGAUACAUUUCACGAUACGUUUUGUUCACAAUUUAGAAAUGGAACAAUUACCCUUUUAUUAUUUCUCAAAUGCUGCACAUUUCUUUG